Artibeus jamaicensis (Jamaican fruit-eating bat) is the source of this 493-nucleotide messenger RNA. RefSeq names its product agouti signaling protein (gene ASIP). NCBI's taxonomy places the organism in Eukaryota, Metazoa, Chordata, Mammalia, Chiroptera, Phyllostomidae. Gene Ontology annotation, cellular component: extracellular region. Gene Ontology annotation, molecular function: neuropeptide hormone activity; melanocortin receptor binding. Gene Ontology annotation, biological process: hormone-mediated signaling pathway; positive regulation of melanin biosynthetic process; melanosome organization. The record is from RefSeq and is a predicted model, not a curated record.
UUUAGCUCCUAGAAGCUGAGUGGUUCUAAGCUUAUAGAUCCUUUCCUGCCUCACUCAGGCCUAGCCUCCUGAGAUGGAUGUCACCCACCUGCUCCUGGCCAUUCUGCUGGUCUGCCUAUGUUUCCUCACUGCUUGUAGCCACCUGGCACCUGAGGAAAAGCCCAGAGAUGACAGAAGCCUGAAGAGCAACUCCUCCGUGAACCUGCGGGAUUCCCCCUCAGUCUCUAUCAUGGCACUAAACGAGAAAUCCAAAAAGACCACUAUAAGAGAGGCGGAAAAGAAGAGAUCUUCCGAGAAAAAGGCUUCAGUGAAGAAGGUGGCGCGGCCCCGGGACCCACUGACGAUUCGUGUAGUCACCCGUGACAGCUGCAGGCAGCUGGCGCCCACCUACUCUAACCCAUGCACCUCCUGCAAGUGUCGCUUCUUCUGCAGCUCCAGUUCCAGCCACAAGCUCAACCGCAACUGCUUAGAGCGUAGCCUCCCCGCCCCCUGA